CAAGAGACUGGAGAGGAGACCAUUACCAACGAAAAGAAAUAGGUCAAUAAUCUCAGACAUGGGAGACCAGAUGCGCUAUGCUAUCAGUGUCCGGAUUAUUGGAGUGAUGCAUAAAGAGGCAUCUAAAAUCAAGAUGUUUAUGACCUCUGUUCUGUGGUCUGAUGAGAGUGAAGUCAUUGUCUACAGAUCAUUAUUGGAUUUUAAGGAGUUUCACAGGCAAUUGAAGAAGAGGUUUCCCCUUGAGAAUCCUUUCCGCAAGAGAGACAGAGUGAUUCCCAAAUUCAGAGCCAUAGCUAUGAGGAGAAAGAUCCAGAAGAAGGAUCCUAGUUGGUCAAUGCGUCGGAUGAAUUUACUGGAAAACUACUGUAGCGAGCUGCUCAGGUGUGACCCCGUGGUGAGCUGCAGUUCAGAGGUCACCCAGUUCUUCAUGCCCAAAGACCACGACCUGCAGGCAGACUUCACCAAAAACAGCGUCAUGAUCCUACCAUCGGGGGAUGGGCUGGAGGACAUGAGCGGGCAGCGUCUGAGCCUGGGCAACGUGACACACCCUUUUGUGAGCCAGUCUUACUGCUGUGUGGGGCCCUACAACACCAAGGACACUAAGAACAGGCCCUUUAAAGUGGCCUUGGAUGAGAGGCUGGAUGUGCUCAUCAAAGACCCAGCAGGCUGGUGGCUGGUGGAGAAUGAGGACAAACAGUUGGCCUGGUUCCCUGCUCCUUACCUAGAGAUGUGUGAGGCAGAGAAGGAUGGAGAUGAAUUGGAUGGAAUUCCCUUGGGGGGAACUCUCUACUGCGCUGUGAGGAGUUACUCCACUAAGAAGCAUGACGAGGUGCCUGUUCCUAUUGGCUCUGUGGUCGAGGUGCUGAGGAAAUCAGACGACGGAUGGUGGCUCAUCAGGUAUAAAGGCAGAACGGGCUACUCUCCCUCCAUGUACCUGCAGCCUUACAACAACCCACGUGCUGGCCUCCACAACCUGCAGAGAAAGCUGCACAGCUCCUCUCUCAAUCUGGCAACCCACAUGGACAGCUCUACUCUCAACUUGGCAUCCAGCAGAGACAGCCAAUCUGGCAACUGUUACCCACCCACACUGUAUGAGGAGACAGGGCUGCAGCAGCACACAUCAACCCAGCCCAGGGAUGAUCCGUACCGGGCCUCCUGUCUCCAGAAGACCCGCUCUCUGGAGCUCCUGUCUGAGACCCUUCCCGACAUGGCCGUCCCUCCAUCCCAAAGAGAGAGAGAAGACCUUGAGUCAAAUCCGGAUCCAGCAAUCCGCAAGAGCAGCAUCAGCUGGACCAAGUCCUCCAACUCUGACAUCAGCUCGUCAGGCCGGAAUGUCAGGACGUCUUCUUCCAGCUGCAGUGAGGAGGAGCCCCAGAGCCCCCCAAACAGCCCCAGGUCUUCACCCCAGCUAAGGGAGAGUAACAAUGGCUGCAGCAUCCCAGAUAAGAGUCUGUCAUCCAGCCCUAGCUCCAGGUCUAAGAUUGGGUCCUGUAAGAUGCCCACCACUGCACCCAGGGUGCCCCCGCGACCCAGGGCCCAGGAGAUCCUGACCCGGUGUACCACCAUGACCCGCAAGGCUGCCUUGGCCUCCAGAGGGAGGCUGUUCUCCCUGCAGGACCCCGUCCAGACCCACUAG
This is a messenger RNA of Oncorhynchus kisutch (coho salmon), 1636 nucleotides long. RefSeq names its product NADPH oxidase organizer 1b (gene noxo1b). The transcript is spliced from 8 exons. Gene Ontology annotation, biological process: superoxide anion generation. Gene Ontology annotation, molecular function: superoxide-generating NADPH oxidase activator activity; phosphatidylinositol binding; protein binding. Gene Ontology annotation, cellular component: cytoplasm. Bases 59 to 1636 code for a protein of 525 amino acids. The record is from RefSeq and is a predicted model, not a curated record. NCBI's taxonomy places the organism in Eukaryota, Metazoa, Chordata, Actinopteri, Salmoniformes, Salmonidae.